This is a messenger RNA of Salarias fasciatus (jewelled blenny), 1806 nucleotides long. Its product is annotated as acidic mammalian chitinase-like. Gene Ontology annotation, cellular component: extracellular region. The record is from RefSeq and is a predicted model, not a curated record. Gene Ontology annotation, biological process: carbohydrate metabolic process. Gene Ontology annotation, molecular function: chitin binding. The transcript has 13 exons. Bases 1 to 1806 code for a protein of 601 amino acids. NCBI's taxonomy places the organism in Eukaryota, Metazoa, Chordata, Actinopteri, Blenniiformes, Blenniidae.
AUGGCACGACUGACCAUCUUGGCUGGGUUGUCACUAUUAAUAUGUCUUCAAACAGUGUCUUCAACAAAGCUGGUGUGCUCUUUCACCAACUGGUCACAGUACAGACCAGGUAUUGGCAGAUACCUGCCUUCUGAUAUAGAUCCACACCUCUGCACUCACCUGGUCUACGCCUUCUCCAUCAUCAGCCCUUCUAAUGAGCUGGCAACAUACGAGUGGAAUGAUGAACAGCUGUAUAGAUCCUUCAAUGCACUCAAGCACAGGAAUCCUCAUUUGAAGACACUCUUAGCUGUUGGAGGCUGGAACUUUGGGACCUCACAAUUCACCAUCAUGGUUUCAUCCCCCACCACCCGCCAGCGGUUCAUCCAGUCUUCCAUAAGACUCCUCAGACUGCAUGGCUUUGAUGGGCUGGACCUGAACUGGUUGUAUCCAGGAUCUCGAGGAAGCCAACCGGGGGACAAGAUCAGGUUCACAAUACUUUGCCAGGAAUUUGUGUCUGCUUUUGAAAAAGAAGCCGCUGAGACCAGGAGAGAGCGCCUGAUGCUCACAGCUACCGUCGCAGCUGGAAAGGCAAACAUCGACAGCGGCUACGAGAUCGCCAAGGUGUCAAAGCUUUUAGAUUUUAUCAACGUCAUGACGUAUGAUUUCCAUGGAGCAUGGGAACCUUUCACUGGUCACAACAGUCCUUUGUUCGCGAGUUCUUUUGAUGACGGCACCAACAUCUACAGCAAUGUGGAUUUUGCUAUGAACUACUGGAAAAAUCAGGGGGCUCCUCUUGAAAAGCUCAUUCUUGGCAUCCCGACCUAUGGGCGAACAUUCCGGACUGCAUCAGCUGCUUGUGGUGUUGGUGCACCAGCCAAUGGAGCGGCCUCUGCUCGACCCUACACCCAAGAAGCUGGCUUCUGGUCCUACUAUGAGAUUUGCACUUUCCUGCAAGAAGGCAGCAGCUUGCGCUGGAUCGAUGAACAAAAUGUGCCGUACGCCAUUAAAGGCAAUGAGUGGGUUGGCUUUGAUAACAGACGGAGCUUUGAGAUCAAGGCACGGUAUCUAAAAGACAACAAAUUUGGAGGAGCCUUCAUCUGGUCUUUGGAUCUGGAUGAUUUUACUGGACAUUUCUGUGGACAGGGAGCUUAUCCCUUAAUCAGCUCUCUGUGUUGCUCCUCUGGGAGCGAUCACAGCAUCCAAAUCUUUCGGGUCAACCUGGACCCCUUCGCCAGACACAAGCCUACCAAGUUGUUCGAUGAGGUCGCGGAAAGCGAGCAAGUGAGACAUCCCCUGGUCCUCGAGACUUCUCAGUCGUGGACUUCUCAGAAAGUCCACAAUGAAGUCGAAGAGUUCCACUUCGGGCGAUUCUGCACUUGGAAAAUCCUCGUCCACGUCAUCUUUCAACGACUCAGCCAGCUUGUAGAGAACAUCUCUGUUGUGGGCACUGAAACUGAGUUUACAGCUGCAACUUUAUUUGAAAGCACCAAGGGUACAACCACUGUAGAAGAUCUCACAACACCCUCUGGAACAACCACGUCAGCACACCCUGACACUACAGCUGCAACUUCACAUGCAAGCACCACAACAACCACGAAGGCAACCACAGUAGCACCUGUUACAACAGCUGUGACCCCCCCACCUGUUCAAACGACCACUAAAGCUGUUUCCGGAGAAGGUUUUUGUGUUGGAAAGAAGGAUGGCAACUAUGUGAAUGUCAAUAAUCCCACCUCCUUUUAUCAGUGUGUGAAUGGAAUCACAUACAUUCAGAAAUGUCCUGCGAAUCUUGUUUAUGUUGCUGCAUGCGAUUGCUGUGAUUGGCCAUAA